AUGGACGAUCUGGAAGCUCCAAAUGCAGACUAUGAAGAGGAGGUUUGGACAGAUUGGGACGUGAAGAGCUCAGUGCCUCCAAACCACCAGGACGAUUUAGAUCAGAAUCCAGAUCAGGCAGAAGUGUCCACUGACAAACAAGAACACUCCCUUCUGCAGCUGGAGAAGGCUCACAGCAACAGACACAGAGAAGUGAAGGUGCUGCAGGAAGAGAACAAUCGACUGCUCAGUCAGGUCACAGAUCUCAAACACCAACUCUGCAGAUUAGAGACGAACAAGAUUGAGAUGGAGGCCAGUCUGAGCCAGCUGAAGCAAGAGCUCUCUGAAAGCAUGAAGAAGCUGUCUAAGAAUACUUCUGCUGUAGAAGUAAACCAUCAGUACUGCAACAGCCUGGAAAAGGAGCACACCUGUUUCAGCCAAAACCUGGACUGUCUGACAGGGAGUGAAAAGCAGACCAAAACACUCAAGACAGACCUGUCCUCCUCAGCUACUUCUGAUGUAACCAUAAAACAUCUGGAAGAAACUGUGCAGAGGAUGUUGAUGGAAAAGACACAACUAGAGAGAGCAGCACAGAAUCAGUCAUUCAAACUGAGAACUUUAGAAAAACAGGCAAACGAGGCUCUAAAGGAAAGGAUUCAGCUACAAGAGUUGAUCUCAAAUCUCCAGAGCAGUAAAUUCUCCUUGGAGGAGCAGCUCAGUAUAGUGAAGCAGAAGGACAGCACGUUGUCACAUGAAGGACUGGAGUACCAAGCAUUGUGGGAGAAAGAGGUGAAAAAAUGCUCAAAGUUAGGACUGCGUUUGUCAGAGCUGGAGAAGGAAAAGGAACAACUCUCCUCAAAGGUUGAAACUAUAAAGACAAAAGCAAAACACAUAAUGGAGAAGAAAAACGUUGUGGAGACUCGUCUGCAAGACGAGAUGACCAGGAACUCAGAGCUCCACACAGAAGUAAGCAGGCUGCGUACAUUAGUCAAAACGGCCAAAAAGAAGCUCCGUGACAAGGACAUGGGAGAAGAGAAGAGCAGAGAAGAUGUCCAGGGUCUGCUGAACAAGGAGACUCAGCUGCGACAUCAGCUAGAGAUGGACUAUGGUGACCUGGUGAAAGAGGUGGCAUCUCUGAAGCGCUCACUCGUGGACAGACAGAGGACAGAAGAAGAGCUGAGGUCUCACUUGGAGGCAGCUGAAAGAGAGCACAGUCAAGUUGAGGAGAGGUCCAGGCAACAGCUGCAAAGCAAACUGGACGAGGUCAACCGCUUUUUCCAGACUCAGAACACUUCUCAGAAAUCACUGCUCUCCCAAAUGGAGCACAGAAUCAGGGAGCUGGAGAACCAAGUGUCCAAGAAUCGCUGCAGCGAACAAGACAGCAUCAGACAUCUGGACAUGACCCAGACUGAGCUACAGAGGUACAGGAGCAUGUAUUCUGAGGAGAGACACCUGCGCAAAUCUCUGGCUGCCAAACUCCAACAGACCGACAGUCGUCUCUCCGAAGCAAAGUUACUCCUCAACGAGCUGGUGAGUAGUCCUCAGCUUGUGGGUUCACGGAGACAUUAA
Messenger RNA from Knipowitschia caucasica, 1548 nucleotides. Lineage: Eukaryota; Metazoa; Chordata; Actinopteri; Gobiiformes; Gobiidae. The record is from the annotation of a GenBank genome assembly.